UGUGGCGUCAGUGUGAGGGGCGUGUCCGGCAUCUCUUCCUGUUUGUGAGCAGGUGAGACACACCUGAGGAGCAGAGCAGAGAGCAGUAGCGGCACUGAGCUCAGACUUCACUCAGUUUUCAUUCAACUUUUAUUAUAAAGAACAGGACCGGACGGAACAGCGCGUGCGAUCCUUCUGCUGACCCUCAGCGCGGAGCGGUGAGACACACGCGUCACGAGGCGGCAGACUGGUUUUUUACUGCUACAUUCACACUGACUGAGCUGAAAAUGCCUCCAUCAUACUCCUCCUCCUCCCUCCUGCUGCCUCUCCUCCUCCUCCUCCUCCUCCUCCUCCCGUUCGUGCGGCCCACCGGAGCGGCAGAGGACGCGGACUGCAGCGGCGCUUUCCGCGCUGGGCCGGAGAACUUCGUGCUGGACACGGAGGACGCGGUGAAGGAGGGAGCGGCUCUGCUGACCACCGCGCAUGUGCGCUCCGAGGAGGCCUGCAUUAGCGCGUGCUGCGGUAACCCGCGCUGCAACCUGGCGCUGCUGGAGCCGCGCGGUACCGCAGCGGCGGGGAACCACACCUGCGACUUGUUCAACUGCGUCCACAAUAACCGCUUCGUGUGCAGGUUCGUGAACCAGGCGGGAUACCUGAGCUUCAUCCGGGAUACCGAGUUCAUGCAGCACCUGCAGGGCCCGCAGCACGGAGCAGGUGAGCAGGCUCCCCCCAUCGCCAUCGCAGGCCGUGAUGUCAUCGUUCAGCCCGGCGACGAGGUGACGCUCAACGGCAUCCAGAGCCUGGCACUGGGCGACGCCCACAUCGCCGAGUACCACUGGACCCAGCAGAGCGGUGACGGCGUCGAAAUGCAGAAGACAGACCUGCCUGACCAGGUGCGACUGUCCAACCUGCAGCCGGGCUCAUACGACUUCCGGCUGACCGUCACCGACUCCAACGACCAAUCACACAGCGCCAACGUCACCGUCCUCGUCCUCAGCCCGGAACUGUCCAGCUUGUACUGUCUGGCUCCGCCGAAGGUCGGUCCGUGUCGCGCUAUGUUUCCUCGCUGGCGGUACAACGCUGCAGUGGGCGAAUGUAAGCAGUUUGUGUUCGGAGGCUGCAAAUCAAACCACAACAACUUCCUGUCCAAGGAAGAGUGUGACUCCGCCUGCACCGGAGUCACAGCGACGUCAGAGAGGAGCGUCACUCUGCCUACUGCUGAGGAGUGUGGGCCUCCGUGUCGUCCCAACCAGCUGAUCUGCCGGAGCGGCUGCUGUCUGGACAGAAGUCUGGAGUGUGACGGUGUGAUGCAAUGCAGCGACGGGUCGGACGAGGAGCCCUGCAGCAAACUGAACCAGACCUUCAACCGCCUGCUGGACAUCGACGUGAACCAGAGAAAAGCUCGGUGUUCGGAGCCCCCCCUUACCGGUCCGUGUCGGGCCAGUUUCACCCGCUGGUACUACGACCCUCUGAACAGGAAGUGCUCCCGCUUCACCUACGGCGGCUGUGAAGGAAGCGAGAACAACUUCGAGGAGGAAGAGAAGUGCAGCGAGACCUGCAAGGGAGUGACCGAGGACAACGUGUUCUUCAGAGGGAUGUUUUUCCGUUUUGGGGCGGAAGAUGAAAGUGACUCAGGAAACAUAGCGCUGGCCGUCUGUCUGUCGGUGGCGAUCUUGGCUCUGUUGGCGAUCCUGACCUACUGCUUCCUCAAGUCCAGGAAGGAGCGCUCCCAUAGGCCCGUCGCCGCAGGCCCCGCCCACGUCGCGCUGUCAGAGCAGGACACGCUCGUUUACAACAGCACCACCAAACCCGUGUAACCUCAUCACCGCGGUCACCACGACGACUGCCAUUCUGACUUUCAUCAGUAUUUGAUGUAGAAAAAGCAUAAAGUCUGUGUUACCACAGAAACCAGUGUAUUUACCUUUAGCAUGUAAUAACAUGUAUUUUCUGUACAAAUGUGUUUUUUCAGUGCGUUGGGUUUCUGCUCUCAUAUAUUUCAUAUCAGUUUGUGUUUAAUAUAUUUCUGAAUUGUGUGUGUUUGGGUCUCAGGUUCACUUUGUUUUAACUCAGAUUUAAAAUGAUUGUUUUCAAUAUGUAAAUAUUAAGUUCUUUGUGUUGGUCUCAGGUAAUAUCUGCUGCCGUUUUUAAUGUUUUUAAACUUCUGUUUCUCAAUAAAGUCACUGGAAACUGAAAAACA
Cottoperca gobio is the source of this 2176-nucleotide messenger RNA. RefSeq names its product kunitz-type protease inhibitor 1-like. Gene Ontology annotation, molecular function: serine-type endopeptidase inhibitor activity; protein binding. Lineage: Eukaryota; Metazoa; Chordata; Actinopteri; Perciformes; Bovichtidae. Gene Ontology annotation, cellular component: plasma membrane. Gene Ontology annotation, biological process: extracellular matrix organization; epithelium development; epidermis development. The record is from RefSeq and is a predicted model, not a curated record.